GCAGUUCACUGCUAGGUGGGAGGAUCGUGGCGGUGACAGCGACGCUCGGAGUCUCCCGACAAAACUGUCAAAAAGCAAACAACUAACGUCAUGGCGGAGUUAGACCUGGAUCUCGUUGAUGCGCUGACAGACGCUCCUCAGAUGGGACCGGAGAGCCGGGUGGAGCGGGACUUUGUGGCUCAGCUGGAGGCGGAGGCUUUUGACGAUCAGGUCGGCGAGACAGUGGGAAAGACGGACUACAUCCCCCUGCUGGACAACGAUGACCCCAGAGCAGACACGGGUACUUCUGCGUUGGAGAAUGGAGAGCAGGAAGCUCAUGGGGCACAAAAGCCUGGUUGUAAGCUGUCCUCAGGAGGACAGACAUCACUGUCACAUCCACAGCCUCAGGGCGAGGUGCGACCUCUCUCCCUGGACCAGAAUCAGGCCUUGGGCAUAGACUUCCUAUCAGCGUCCAUGGCAGGUUACUUAGAUCCUGUGGAGUCUCACAGCAGCUCAGCUCAUAUGAUGGACACUGGUGUGAUGGCAGCUUUCUCAGGUUUCUCUCAACCCAGUGACAUGGGCUUCAGUGUGGAGACGGGAGCUGCACCACUGCAGGCAGAGAGACCUCCGAGCAUCGCAGAGCCCCAGCAGUCCACACCUGCAACAGGGUCAGAGGCCCCUAAAGAGCACAGCCCCAUGCUGCCGGAACCACAGGUCCCUCGCAGCCCUGCAGACGUGUCAGCAGAACAUGGUGCCUUAGGUGACCGCUGGCUAGACCAGGCCGGUUGUCUACCGACAGACCUCCCGUUUACCCCCAGCGUCUCCACGGUGAUCAGUCGCCAUGCAGGCCAUCUUGCAGCCAGCCCCGAUGACCCGCCGGACAGUUGGCCUGGCCGGGAAAGUGUGGCCUAUGCUGGAGGUGAUGAAAGAGACGCAGACGGAUCAGACCGCAAACAAAAGAAGAAGAAGAAAAGGCGACAGAAAGACGAGGGCUCGUAUGAACACCCUGAGAGCAGAGGUCACCCUGAGAUGCAAGCGCAGGGAGAAAACACCCCUCCAGCUGACGAGUUCUACCACAGGAUCGGCCCACGGCGGGAUACAGUGGAGGGGGCCUGGGAGGAGCAGCUGGGGAAGAGCGGAGGCCGAGGGAAGAAAGGAAAGAGCAGGAAGAAGCUUCCAGAGGAGUGGGCAGUGAUGGCACAACCGUUUGUUCCUUCGUCUGAAGCAACUUCUCAGAUCACAGAGGAGGUGAUGAUGGAUUUAGGGAGUGCAGCUCAUGCAAACCUGGAGUCCUCGUUCACAGACAUGGACUCCAGCCUCAGCCCCUGGAAACAGGAGGUUUUCUCAGAAGGUCUGGUUCCUGCUCCCCUGUCUGAAGACCUGUUCUCCUCCACAGCUGCUCCCAUUAGCCCACUGGUUCUCAACAGUGAGCUGAAAGCCACAGCUCCUCCCUUCACGAUGCCUUCUCCUACCAACACUGUGAGUCUAGAUUCGGCUCCUCAACCACACGAUCCCUUUGAUCUCCUGAUGGAUACUGAACAUGUGAGCACGCAGAUCUUUUCUACACCCGUUUCUUCUGAGAAUCCAUCAAAGGUUGGUGACACAGUUGACAGCAAGACGUCUGACAGGACCUCUUCCCUCCAAGAGUCUUAUGUGCAAGGCAUGUCUGAGGAAGAUACCUCAAUCUUCAGCCCCGCCUCUCAGCCGACCCCUGACCCUUCACCACAGGGUGAGGUGUUAGCCUCAGCUCCACCGCUGUCGCCCUCAGAUGCUUCAUGGCUCCUGAACGACUCAAGCAUUGGCAGCAACAGUGAGAUGUUUGACUUCAGUGAAAUGAGCUCUUCAGGUCAGCCUCUGGUCUUAGGCUUGUCCUUCAACACCCCGAGUCCAGCACCUCUGCGAUCCCCCAAAACCACAGCGCAGGAAUUUCAAGCCAAACAACACAAAGAUGACAAAUCCUCUCAGAAACAAUCCAAGAAGUCUCGUUCUUCCUCCUCUUCGUCGCCAGCAAAGAGUCCCACCUCCUCGGGAGUGGAGAAUUUCCCUCCACAGGAAUCCCCUGUCAUCAGCCCCUCUUCCCCUCCACCUCUAAACCCUCAGGGAGCUCCAGGAUCUGCUCUUAACCCCGCGGCUAAGCCCUUCUUUCCCAGCUUUGCAGACGCCAUGGAAGAACCAGCUGUGGUCGCUGCACUUGCUCCCACCAUUGAAGUAAAAUCAGACAAGAUGGAAGAGUCAGAGAAGAAGGUGGAGACUCUCGGGGACGACGUAAAGAAGGUCGACCAGUUUCAGCCUCUGGACAAAGCUGAGCAGAAGAGUGUGAAGGUGGAAUUUUCAGCAAGUGACACUCCGGUCAAGGUAGAAAAGGAAGAGGAGAACAAAAGAGCAGAGAAAGAGAGAGAUUUGAAAAUGGAGAAAGAGGCACAACAGUUUAAGGAGACAGAAAAAGUGGAAGAGAUGAAGAAGGAACCUGAAAAGGUGGAAGAGAUAAAGAAGAUGGACGAGAUGAAGAAGAAGGAACCAGAAAAGGUGGAAGAGAUAAAGAAGGAACCUGAGAAGCUGGAAGAGAUAAAGAAGGAACCUGAAAAGGUGGUAGAGAUUAAGAAGGAACCUGAAAAGGUGGUAGAGAUAAAGAAGGAACCUGAAAAGGUGGUAGAGAUAAAGAAGGAACCAGAGAAGCUGGAAGAAACAUUGGAGAAAAUGGAAAUGGUGCAGCAGAAAGUAGAGAAAGAAGAUCAAAUGAAGAAGGGAGAAGAAUCACCAGAGAAAGCAGUGAAGACAGACAAAGUGGAAAUGACAGAGAUGAUGGAGAACAAACCUAAGAAAGCAGAGAACCUGGUAACGAUGGACACCAAUGAAAAAACAGAGAACACACCCACAGAGAAGCUUGAGAAAGCAGACAUGAAGGAUGUCAGAGAGCACACGGACAAAGCAGAGGAGAAACCAGAGCAACAACAGACCACUGUCACGUUUGAUACCGACGAACACAAAGAGGAGAAGAAGAACGAUGUAGAUACAAAAGUCACAGCAGUGGAAGAAAAGACUGACGCAGACAAAGUCAAGAAGACGGAGGAGGACGUUUCUGAGAAGGUGGCGGAAAAACCAACAGUGGAGAGUGUGAAACAAGAGAAGCAGGACCAAACUCAGGUGGAAAAAAAGACUGUGGACAAAAAAGAUGAGAAGAAAGACAAGACAGCAAAAACAGAAGGAGACAAAGUCAAAAAAGCCAAAGCUGCAGCCAAUGGAAGCAAAGACCUGACAGGAGCUGACAAGAAGACCAAGUCUUUUGUCACGGCGCCCAAACCGAGCACAGCUGCUAAAAUGCGUCCCAGCUCCACAGCUGGUUCUGGCUCAGCCUCUGCUCGGCGUCUCACCCCCUCCUCCACCUCCUCCACCUCAGACAAAAAAACAACCACAGUAAAGACAACAGCCACAAACACUGCUGGCCCAAAGAGGCCAUCCAACCUUUCUACCAGCCGCCUCUCAACCUCCACCACGUCUACAACACGUGAUGUCAAAUCCAAGACGACCACAGAGAAACGUCCCUCUGUGCCAAAGGUCACCACCACCUUCACCUCCACCUCCAAUCAAACAGGCUCCACAGCUGCCACCAAAAAUGGAACUGGUCCCACAGCCGCCAGUAAAACCACCACCACAACUACAUCAGCACGGACGUCGGCGUCUGCUCGCACUGCUGCUGCCACUGCAGCCAAAAAGCCUCUGUUGUCCAAGACAAACAGCAAAGCAGCGGAGGAGAAGAAGCCCAGCACUCUGAAGACUUCUGCAGCUGACUCCACCAAACCUAAGACCGGCACCAGCAGCCGCACCACUGGUGCCUCCUCCUCCACCACCACCUCCUCCACUCGCACUCUAACCAAACCGGCUGCACCAUCCUCCACCUCUGUACCAGAGAAGAAGCCGCUGGUGCCCCGCGUCCCCCGAGCUGCUUCCUCCACCACCAUGAAGAGCACGGCUCGGCCCGGCACGGCACCAGCCCCCGACAUCCGCAACGUCCGCUCUAAGAUCGGCUCCACAGACAACAUGAAGCACCAGGCGGGCGGAGGAAAGGUGUCCUCUGCCUCUCAGAACAGGGCUGUUGCUCCCAAAGAAACGAGCCAGAGCAAAGUGCAGAUACAGAACAAGAAGGUGGAUUUGAGUAAAGUCACGUCAAAGUGUGGCUCCAAGGACAACAUCAAGCACAAGCCUGGUGGCGGUGACAUUAAAAUCGAGUCCCGCAAAUUGAAGUUUAAGGAAAAGGCUCAGUCCAAAGUUACCUCCAUGGAAAACGUGAACCAUUCACCUGGUGGAGGAAACGUCAAGGCUGAGGCUGAGGCUGAGGCUGAGGGGGCCCAGGAGACAGCAGAGGGGACUGGGACCCCCCUGAGUGGCACCGAGGCCCCAGCCCCAGGCUCCGAGUCAGGGCAGGCUGGGGGCCCCGCUGCCCAGGAGAAUGGGCUGAAGGAUGGGGCUUCCUGUGUGAGUGAGGGCCUCCGGGAGCCCCAGGCUCUGGACUCAAGCAUCCCAGAGACAAGCAUUUAAUUCUGGUUCCCUCCUUCCUCUUCACCUCCACCCCCACAACAUCACCUCCACCCAAUCUCCUCCAUGCUUUUUUAUUUUUUUACCUCUUUAUCUCCUCCUCCUCUUCCUCCUCCUCCUCCUCCACCUCCUCCCCCUCCUCCUCCCUCUCCCUAUGUUCCAACCUCUCUGCUGCAGAUUGAGUCUUUGAAGCUCAACUUCCGCAAGAACGCUCGCUCUCGCACGGACCACGGCGCUGACAUCAUCAUCACGUGUCUGGCCCCCUAGGACAACAACCACCCCCGCCCACAUGGCUCCUCCUAUUCUCUACACCUCCACCAACCACCAAACCCAGCACCUGACACCACGCAGUGUCUCCCUGUGUAAAUGGUUGGGGGCUGCAUGCUGUGAUGACCCCCUCGCCCCCCCCCUCUGCCCCCUCCCUGCUGCACCUGCAGGUGGAGGAGGUUCAGGGGAGCAGCAGCUCCUCCUUCAUGAGGUCAUAACCUGACUGUGCUCAGUAAAUCACUGAAAACCCUCGUCAUCUUAAAUCUGUGGUCACAGCUUUGACGUUGUCUCAACUUCUGCCCCGCCCUCACAUCUGCCCCGCCCUCCCGUAGAGACUCAUCUGUGUGAAGGAAAACUUCAGGUCGGCUGACCUUUGCCCUCUCUGUCCUGUGCUUCACCUCUGCCCCACACGUCAAACAAUAGCCAGAUGUGUUUAUUCGUCCCGUGAACAGCAUGGAAACCCUUUCACACUCGUAAACCUCGUUCAGACCCAGUUGAAACAUCUGAUCUCAGAUGUGAUCAGUCAUGAAUGUGUCCACAGAUUCAUCACGAACACCUGCAGCGGUUUCUGAUUUUUUUUUAAACACUAAUCAGUGCUUAAACAUUCACUCCAGCUCCUCUUCAUUUAAAACAGCUGAUCUGUCCUCGCUCCACGUGAGGUCAGAUCAGCUGAUGAGGUCACAUCACAGAGGAUGGAUGUUCACAGCAGGUCUGAACGAGUGCUCGGUCUUUUUCUCGUGACUCUUCCCCAGUCAGUGCUUCAUCAUAAUUCGCCGUCAUCUUCAUCAACACUUUCCACAAACAAGCUGAUAAACAAAAUAAAGCUAGACGACAUGUAGCUGUGUGAACUUUGUAGGCUUUAACUCAUGAUUCUCUGUGUUUGUGAUGUUGUGUUUGAGUGACUAAAUCAGCUUUGGUGUUGACUUCACAUCUGGUUUCUGUGUUUGUGAAACCAGUUGUCUUUUAUUUAUUGUAUCUUUGAUUCCUGUAUGAGCAACAGAGUCUUUACUUUCCUGAAAGAACUCGGAACACAACACAAACACACACUCACAGUGAGGAAGGACGUGACCUUCAGAGGGAAGGAGGUGACCUUCAGAGGGAAGCAGGAAAGUGAGGAGAGAAGUGUUCCUUUAGAAAGUUGAUGGAUUUGUUUUUACGCCAACCUACAAGAGGAAGUUCAGUGAAGAAGAGAAGAUGAGGGAGACGAGGAAGAUGUGUCCGAUUAGUAAUGAUGAUGAUGAUGAAGAGGGACAUCCUGAUCCAGUUGUUGUAGGAUAUUGACUUGUAGUGUGUGUAUGUACGUGCGCUUGUGUGUGUGCGCGUGUGUGUGUGUGUUGGCAGUGGAACAUAUUGUGGCUUUAAUCCCGCUCUUGUGUAGCACCUGUUGCCUCCAGCUGCCUUUGUAAUGCAUGGUCAGAUUAAGAUUAGAUGAUAUAAUCUAAGCAGUGAUUGUGAAUGUUGCUCCUCAGUGUAACUGCAGUGUUUCUUCUGUUAGUCACUUGAGACGAGAGCAGGUUUAUUUACAGUGAAUCAGACUAACAGAAAGUAACUCACUAACCACAGUGAAGGCUAUUCUCAACAUGUUUCCUUACUUUGAUGUUAUUAGUUUGAUAAAACAAUGCUUAUUUUUAACACCUGACACCGAAAGGUGUAUUAAAGUUUUUCGCAGAAGUUAAUUUGUGAUUUAAAAUCAAAACAAAGACUGGAUUAUUUCAUCUAAAUGAUCAUAAUAACACAUUUUAAUGAAAGGUGAUCGAUGUGAAAUAUAAACAGCAUGACAAGCACAGUGUCUGCAUCUUUAUCAGUGAAAGCAGUAUUUGAGUUUAUCAUGUUUCACUGAUCAAUGAUGACUCUUCAUUGUUGUUUUAUAUCAUUUUUCACAUAAACCACCUUUAAUUUGUACGGUUUUAAAAGUUAAAAGUCAUCUUCCAUGAAACAAACAAAGAAGUGACAGUUUGUCCACUGCGCGUUAACAUACAACAUAAUAAAAUGUAUUUGCAUUUUGCUUAUAUCGUAUAUCACUGCAUAAAACAUAUCAAUCAGUUAGUCACUUAUUUGACUAAGAAUACAAUUUACUAAUUUUAACAAAAUAAAUGAAUGCCUUGUAUCAUAUCGUAGCUACAUUCACUGCCCCCUAGUGAUGACAUCAAGUAACAAUAGCACUGAGUUUAAUUCAAAUUUAAAGUCAAGAAUCGUUGACACUAAACUGCACCUUAAUGCUUUACCUUUACCUUUUUCUCAUUUAUGAUAAGAGAGCAAUAACCAGGCUUUUCCACUGCCGUCUCCUAAUCAAUCAUUCAUCAUCAGUCAGUCAAAUGCCUUAAAUGUUGAAUUAAAGCUGGGAAGCAAAGAUCAAAUUCUUCAAACUGAAAUAGGCAAUAAAUAGUGGUUCAUGUUUUCAUGUUUGACUUUGUUGUGAAAGUUUUCCUCCUGGUGCCUGUUCACUGUCAUCACACACACACACAUGUAAAUAGAUGAUUUUACUGAUGAUGUCGGGGGGGUCAUGUACCUUUAAUGGUUUCAAGUGGAGGAAGCAUUUUACCAUAACUAUUAUAUUCUCAUCAUUAUUAUUGUGAUUAUGACAAACUGAAAAAGUUUGCCUUUUUCUUUGAAAGGGGCCACUGAAGUGGAAGAAUGUCUUUGAGAUAUAUUAUUGUACUAAAGACGCAACGCUUUUGUAUAUGUAUUUAUGGUUGUGUUUGUGCCGUGACGCUGACGGGGCGCCGUGACACUGACGUGGCGCUCACGGGGCGCCGUGACGUGACGCGCCGUACUCUCAGCUUCACAAACGUCACAGGAAGAUUUUAUUAUUUUGAUGUGGUGAUGUACGAGCAGCUUGAUUUACAAAUGUUCAAACUUCAUUAACACGUUAACAAGAAGAUUUCUAUGAAAACACACUAAUAUCAACAAUGUCAACAAACCCAGUCUUAACAGAUGAAAGUCAUAUUGGAUUAGCUCGUUAAACACAGCAGUGACCUCUCUGGGGUCACAUGAUCUCAUGAUGAAAGAAGUGAGAGUAAAGCAACACAAUCACAUGUGAUUUAUCUCUCUCUCUCUCACACACACACACACACACACAGUGGUUAUAGGUCAGUGUGGAAAAGAUGCACACUGACACACACACACGUAAGAUAACAAACAGCUACAGUUCCUGCAGAGCAUGAAAAACAACUAUGGGAUGUUUUAGGUAUUAUUAUUAUUAUUAUAAUUAUAAACAUUUACAGAACCUCCUCAUGGUUUUUUGUUUUGUUUUUUCAUUCAGUUGAAUUUUAUUUUUGGUUUGAAAAAGUGUUUAUUGUGAUUACUUGUUAAUUAGUGAUGUGAUUAUUAAACAAAAUAAAAUAAACUAAAACUCUU
This is a messenger RNA of Solea senegalensis (Senegalese sole), 8136 nucleotides long. Its product is annotated as microtubule-associated protein 4-like. Gene Ontology annotation, cellular component: neuron projection. Bases 91 to 4515 code for a protein of 1474 amino acids. Lineage: Eukaryota; Metazoa; Chordata; Actinopteri; Pleuronectiformes; Soleidae. The record is from RefSeq and is a predicted model, not a curated record. Gene Ontology annotation, molecular function: microtubule binding. The transcript is spliced from 18 exons. Gene Ontology annotation, biological process: neuron projection development; microtubule cytoskeleton organization.